This is a messenger RNA of Cercopithifilaria johnstoni, 495 nucleotides long. NCBI's taxonomy places the organism in Eukaryota, Metazoa, Nematoda, Chromadorea, Rhabditida, Onchocercidae. The record is from the annotation of a GenBank genome assembly.
AUGUCACUUGUCUACAUUACACUUCUUCUUGUCGCUCUAUCAAAAAAUCCUCUUGUCAACUCUCAACUUAUUUGCGCCAAUGAAGCUUCUGGUUUAAAUGAGAAAAGAAUAUGUUUUGAUCUCGACAAAGGUCGCUUUAUUAAUCCAAAAAUAGGCCGAAAUUCGAUAUAUGAUAUAGAAGUGAAUCUUAAACAACAAGAAAUUUCAUUAGGCCGAAGUCGAAGAAAACCACGAGCAUGUCGUGGCUACAAUUUUUAUCGCCGCUGCCAAAAGAAAUACGGAACGCAUUUAGGAAGGUUGGAAUGCCGAUACGCGAGAUGUUCCGUAUGCAUUACCAAACAUUUACAUCCGGGUUGUCCAUUCUGCCAUGCUGAUAAAUCAGUAUUUUGUCCAGCUGUCGAAACAUGCUCUUGUCCGUGGAAAGCUGGCUAUGCUAUUUGGGAUUCAUGUAGGCGACAGAUCAAUGAUCGAUGCUAUGGUUUUCAAAAAAAUUAA